This is a messenger RNA of Somion occarium, 1850 nucleotides long. The record is from the annotation of a GenBank genome assembly. NCBI's taxonomy places the organism in Eukaryota, Fungi, Basidiomycota, Agaricomycetes, Polyporales, Cerrenaceae.
GUCUGCCUCCUAACAAGAUCUGAAGCCAACGCACACGAGUAGCAUCUCUCAUUCGAGACUCUACGACGAUCUUAGGCCCAAUAUUAACGGGUCAUUAUUGUAGCGACUCUCGAUAGGUAUAGAGCUGGACCCUGUGCCAGAAACAUAUUGCUUGCCCAGAAUCCACGCGGUAUUCAGGAUGUCAGAACAGCAAUGGGUUCCAACUGUCGAUGACCUUAGGUGCAGGUGAAGAUGUGUUAUAUCUGCAGAGAGGAAGAACAUCAUGAUCGUGGGCACCUUUUCGACCAUCGUACCGCUUCACGUGUUCCCUCUGAACUUCGCUAUAGAGCCUGUGGAACCCCCUGUUGCAUGGGUGCAUCCAUGUAACUGCACUCUUGUGGCCCAUGAAUCUUGUCUGCUGAGCUGGAUCCAGUCCUCGCAGCAAGAUGCUUCACGAGCACCAAAUGCGCUGAAAUGUCCUCAAUGUGGUACCAUUUACGAACUGGAAAGCUACAAUCCGAGGACAUUGCGAUUCCUCAACAAACUUAAUUCUGUCGUGUCUAUGGCCGGGAAGGUGGUUACCGUCGCUGGAGUUUCAUGUGUCAUUGCAUCGUUUGGCUUUGGUGUGUACAUUAUCCUCACUUCAUAUGGUGCCUACGCAGUACAAGAAUUUCUUGGGAAAGAGUUCUUUGACUUGGUUCUCACUGAAGACCCCAGUAAUUGGCCAUGGCACGCUUUCAUAAACCUCCCACUUGUUCCCGUCUCCCUCAUUAUCUCACGAACACCGUUAUUCGAAGGGUUCCCACUUGUACCAUUAUUUCUGGCGUGGACGACGUCUCCUCCUGUUCAAACCACCGAACGUCUUAUGACCGCACGUUGGAGACGCGCGAUGACCUCAGGGGCGGACACACCUUGGGGUCCUCUAAUCAACUGGCCUCCUUCCCCAUUGAUGGUGACCUUCCUGUAUCCAUUCGUGACAAAGCUUUACCGCCGAUAUUUCAGGCGGUUCCAACAUUGGGUUAUGGGAACCGAACCCUCAACAGGCACUACUGUGCGCAGAUAUGUCUGGGCAUUGAACGAUGACCGCAACUUGCAGGUUCAGGUGGACGUGAACGCACUUCCUGCUCGUGAGGAAGGGCAACAGCAACAGGGGCGGCCACAAGGAAAUGAGGAACAACAGGAAGUGGAUCCUAACGGGGAAGAGCAAGAAGCAGAGUUACCGCAGGAUCCAGCCGCAGUCGCUGAACGAACUAUCCGUGUUACCUCUGCAUCUCUUGGUAGAUUCGUCGGCGGGGCACUCUUGAUACCGAAAAUAUCCAAUUGGAUGGGUGCCAUCCUCUUCCGAUUAUCCAAGUAUUCGCCACUACUGCGAAGAUUCCUCGCCAUCCGUCCUCCGCGGACGGGCGCCCCAGAAGUUUUUGGGAAGUGGUUUGAUUCUCAACCUUGGUCACAGAUGAGUGUUGCACGCCAAUUAGGCGUGGGUGUUCACAUGGCCUUGAGUGUAGUUGGUGGGGGGACGAAGACUUUCGCAGAGUGCGAUCCUGUGUGGUGGCGGAAUUCGGUUGGCUUAGGCAUCUUCGUUCUUGCCAAGGACUGCGUUAACCUACUUCAUCUUUAUCUGACCAAACGCGAAAUCGAGACUCGUCGGGUCAAGAGUCGUUCCUUCGAAGGUGUCGACAUCAAGGAGCUUGAUUUGCUCAAUCCUCCUCAGAAUCCAGCCGCGCUACCACUUCCUACUGUGGCAUGAUUUCUGUAUUAUAGCUAGAACUCGCAUCGCUAUCGUUACACGUCUGUUUCUUGUAUCUAUCCCGAUCGCCCCCGCUAUUUGAUUACUCACCAUUCAGUAUUCAAAAUGUUUACAACUUUUCGUG